UUUUCCGUAAAGAAGAAUGCAGUUAGUUUAUCUACAAACAUAAACACUGAUGUUCCUCUGCAAAGAAAUCCGAUUAUAUUUUAGUGUUGACAGCGCGUUUUUUCGUCGAUUAUUAUAUGAUAAUUAUGACGUGUAAAUAUGUUGUGAUCUCUCAGACUUAUUAAUAUUUAGACACUGGAAUUGCUAACGGCGACCAUGAUUCAGCAGGAGAAACCGGUACUGACAGGUACCAUGCCGGUGGUGUGGCCCACCAUCCUGGACCUGAGCAGGGACGAGUGCAAAAGAAUUCUCCGUAAACUUGAGCUGGAGGCUUACGCCGGGGUCAUCAGUGCCCUGCGAGCCCAAGGAGACCUGACAAAGGAAAAGAAGGAUCUGCUGGGAGAACUCACCAAAAUCCUUGGGAUCUCUACAGAACGGCAUCGUGCAGAAGUCCGCAGGGCUGUCAACGAUGAACGCCUCAGCACCAUCGCCUAUUACAUGUGGGGUCCAAACAGUUCCUCAGAAUGGUCCAUUGAAGGACGCAGACUUGUUCCCUUGAUGCCAAGACUGGUUCCUCAGACUGCAUUUACUGCAACCGCUAAUGCCAUAGCCAGUGCCACAGCCAAUCAGAAUGCCUCUCUUCUCUUACCGGCUGAAACAGGAAACAAAGAAGUGGUUGUGUGUUACUCCUACACCAGCACCACUUGCACGCCCACCAGCGUUGCAGCAACCACUGGAGCCAUCGGCGUGACCGUGAAAUCUCCACGACCCCCAAGCCCUUCUUCCAACGUGGUGGUCCUGCCCAGUGGAAGCACCGUUUAUGUGAAAAGCGUGAGCUGUUCCGAUGAGGACGAGAAACCUCGCAAGCGAAGGCGGACUAACUCGUCCAGCUCCUCACCAGUGAUGCUGAAGGAGGUUUCCAAGGUGACCCAGCCAGUGUCCAAGAGCAUCACAGUGCCGGUGAGUGGCAGCCCCAAGAUGAGCAACAUCAUGCAGAGCAUCGCUAACUCCCUGUCGCCACACCUGUCGCCUGUCAAGAUCACCUUCACCAAGCCCGCCAUCCAGACCACCAACGCAACCACACAAAAGGUGAUCAUCGUCACGACUUCUCCGAGCUCCAGCUUCGUGCCGAAUAUCUUGUCUAAGUCGCACUCUCACAACAGCAACACAAAGCUAGGCUGCACCUCCAUGUUGACCACACCCACCCAGAAACCGACAGUUGUCUUCCCCGCCGGCUCCAGCCCGUCCUCCAGCACCAUCGCGGUGACCACAGUCGUCUCCUCCACUCCUUCGGUCGUCAUGUCCACCGUUGCACCGUGUGGUGCUUCGGCUGGAAUGAAGGUCACUUCAGCCAGACUCCCCUCACCAAAAACCCUGGUGGGGUCACCCACUCAGAUCCUGGCCCAGUUCCCCAAGCAGCAGUCUCCCAAACAGCUGCAGCAGAGUUCGCCACUAGGAGGCGCCACCGCCAGCCAAACCCAGAGCACAAGCACUUCUCCCAGCUCCAAACCCACAAUCCAGAUCAAACAGGAGUCAGGAGUGAAGAUCAUCACUCAGCAGGUUCAGCCCAGUAAGAUUCUCCCCAAACCCUCAUCAGUGGCGUUGGCCAGCAGCAGCUCCGCCCCCAUCAUGGUUGUCAGCAGCAAUGGCACCAUCAUGACUACAAAACUGGUCACCCAGCCCACAGCUAGUCAGGCCACCUACACGAGGCCCACCGUCGGACCUGGUAUCGGUGCCAGAUUAGCUGCCUCCACUGGUGGGACCACCUAUGUGAAGACCACAAGUGGUAGCAUUAUCACAGUGGUGCCCAAGUCUCUGGCCACGCUGGGAGGAAAGAUCAUCAGCAGCAACAUUGUGUCCAGUACGACAACGAAGAUAACCACCAUCCCGAUGACCUCCAAGCCCAAUGUUAUUGUUGUUCAGAAGACCACCGGUAAAGGAACAACCAUCCAGGGACUGCCCGGCAAGAACGUGGUCACCACGCUGUUAAACGCUGGGGGAGAGAAGAGCCUUCAGGCUGUUCAGGGCACCAAACCUGCCAUCAUCACAGCCUCCAGACCCAUCACCAAGAUGAUCGUCACCCAGCCCAAAGGGUUGACCUCUGGCUCUCAGGCCACCGCCACCAAGAUCAUCCCAACAAAGAUCGUCUACGGCCAGCAGGGCAAGACGCAGGUUCUUAUCAAGCCGAAGCCCGUCUUCCAGACGGCCAUGAUUGAGCGACAGAGGACCAGGCAGCUGGUCACUGAGACGCUGCAUGCAGGUGACCCGCUCAGUGGAUCUCAUCCAGGUACCAGACCUCAGGCCCAGACGGGGUCCACAAGGACGAGUCUGUUCUUCUUCACCGAAGCUGGCAGUUUGCCCAGUGACUCCUCCCACAGCAGCGUCCAAGUGCCCCCGCCUGUAGUGCACGUGCUGCCCCCUAGGGAGCAGGAGUGGAGCGAGCACGAAGUGGGUGUGGAGUCCAGCCCCACUAUCAUCUACCAGGAGGUUUCUGGCGGGGAUUCCCACUCUGCAGCAUCUACCAUCAAAGCUCUGCUGGAGCUUCAGCAGACAACAGUGAAAGACAAAGGAGAGUCCAAACCGCGGCAGCACACCAUCGACCUGAGCCAGAUGGCCGUGCCCAUCCAGCUGGGCCCAGACAAGAAGACCGGCCCAGAGUCACCCCUACCGUCCACUUCGGAGGCCGAACUCAGCACAGACGAGCCCUCAGCAGGUAAACUGAACAGAGUGGGCGUGGCCUCAGAAGGCAAUGACGUGGUCAUGUCCUCCACUCAGCAGCCAGCUAAGGUUUACAAAAGCAGCGGUCAGGUAACCUUGGCGACCAAACCUGCUCCCGCUGUGGCUGCAGUGUCGCAGCUUAGCCACACGCCGUCCGAUGGCCACAGCAAACCUGACCCCGGGUCAGAGGUCGGCGAGCUGGAAGGAGACACGUUGGACCCUCAGACCGGCCUGUUUUACCGCUCCAGUCAGCCUGCUGCAGACGCUGUGAAACAAACUGCCAUUUUGUCAGCGGCUCAGCCGCCGGCAGAGGCUGAGCAGAUCCGCCAUGGUGCCGCCUCCACGCAGCCGCCGCCACCGCUGCAGCUGCAGAGCAAACCUCAAGUCAGCCUGCCUUCCUCUUCCUCUGCGCCACUCCAGAUGAAAAAACUGCCCAAAUUACGAGAGCAGAUUCAGCCUAAAGUCCAAACCCUAACCCUGACCGCCAAGGACAAGCCUGCAGCGCCACCGGCCCAGACUGUGUCAAAGGUCGCUGCCCUGGUCACACCAGCCAAACCGCUACUGACCCCACAGCUGCCAAAGCUCCAGCAGGCACCCACGUCCCUCCACAGGCCCCUGCACACGCCCAUGUCUCAGCCGCCACCGCUGCAGGCGCACCACCCAGUCAGCACGGACAAGACCAGCCAGCCAAUCAUCACACAGAGCGCCACCAUCACCAAGAUUACCUUUGGCAGCCCGCACCACUCGUCACCGGUCUUCAGUGCUGGUGAGGCCGCCGCCAAACUGAUCCCAGAGUCCAGUUCUGGCCCCUCUGGAGACAAACCCUCAGUGUCUGACAUCCUGAAGAUCUCUAUGAUGGAGGCGGAGAUCGAUCCGAGCACCGAACCCAUGGUGGUGGAUUCCUCCAGUGACUGCGGCCCUCUGGGCAAAGCCAUGGAGGUCGGGGUCCAGACGGUCUCAGGCACGCUGGACUCGGGUCAGUUCAUCAGCAGCUCCGGCGCCUCAGUGCAUCACGGCCACAGUAAGACUCAGCACAGCCAGUUCAGCUGCGUACAGGGACUGACCGCACAGCGCAGCAAAGACAACCUGGACGUUAUCGAGGUGAUUCCUCAGUACUCCAUCCUGCCAGAUUCCAGCCAGUCCAACGUGGUGGUGGAGCCCAGCGGCUUCCUGGAGAUCACCAACUACACCAGUCAGCAGCUGGAGGAGGAUAGUCCCAUGGAGCAGGAAGUGGACAGCAGCAACGACGAGGCCACCGCCACCAGCCCCCCCAACCAGCCGUAGACACAGACCGUAUCCACACCGUCUCCUUUUCCCUUCUGUAAAGUAGAUCAAAUCGGUGGUGUUUUAAAGCCACUGAAAAAGACAAACUGCAGUAUUUUCUUCCAUAGUAUCGUUGUACUGUGGUACUGCGGAGCAACACAGUACUUCACGAUUAAUAAGAAGACAGCUGUUUAACAUGUAAUUCUGAUUUUAUUGACUGAAAUCUUUGGUGCUGCAUCAGAAACGUUUUAAUUUAAUUUAAACCGAAUCGUCCACAUUCUUCUGUUCAUUUUAUUCUCACUUUUUUUUCCUCUAAACAUUAAUUUUUCUGACUUUUUUUCCCGGCUGUGGCCUUAAAACCGUUCAAAACAAGCUUUUUAUUUUUUCUGCUGUAGAAAAUUCCAUGUUUGGUUUUUCUUGCAAACAGGUGACUUUUGUAGAACGUGAUUUUUGUGCCGCGUCGUCUUCGGUUGUGUUCAGUUUAACCGUGUUGUGUUUUCACAGGAAUCUGCACAUUUAGGAUUUAGGUUUGUCGGAAUUGUUUCAAUUGUUGUGCAGAAUAAUAAAAAAAAAGGGUCAAAUCCAG
Messenger RNA from Thalassophryne amazonica, 4546 nucleotides. It is a transcript of the gene emsy, whose product is annotated as EMSY transcriptional repressor, BRCA2 interacting. Lineage: Eukaryota; Metazoa; Chordata; Actinopteri; Batrachoidiformes; Batrachoididae. Gene Ontology annotation, biological process: regulation of DNA-templated transcription. Gene Ontology annotation, cellular component: nucleoplasm. The record is from RefSeq and is a predicted model, not a curated record.